Messenger RNA from Cuculus canorus (common cuckoo), 616 nucleotides. It is a transcript of the gene POLR1H, whose product is annotated as RNA polymerase I subunit H. The transcript has 6 exons. Gene Ontology annotation, molecular function: zinc ion binding; DNA-directed RNA polymerase activity; nucleic acid binding. The record is from RefSeq and is a predicted model, not a curated record. Gene Ontology annotation, biological process: DNA-templated transcription; termination of RNA polymerase I transcription. Lineage: Eukaryota; Metazoa; Chordata; Aves; Cuculiformes; Cuculidae. The coding region runs from base 96 to 461 and encodes 121 amino acids. Gene Ontology annotation, cellular component: RNA polymerase I complex.
AUUAAGGAGGGGGAGUGGGAUGGAAAGGACGUGACGUGACGUUGAGUGGCGGAAGGGGCGGGGACGAGCGGUUCGGCGCGGCGGGGGAGGAGGCCAUGGCGCUGCCCCCCUCCUGCUUCCAGUCCUGCCUGGAUUUCUGCCCCGAGUGCGGCUCCGUUCUGCCCCGUCCCGGCCCCCCCAGCACCGUGCGCUGCCCCCGCUGCGCCUUCACCCUGCACAGCGCCGAUUUUGAAGGGAAAAUCGUCCGCAGCACCGUGGAAUUCAACCGGUUGGAAGCAGGGGGGGGCAGGGGGGGCGACCCCGAGCCCCAUCUAGGGGGGCCCCUGGUGGAGCGCCGCUGCCCGCACUGUGGCCAUGAGGGGAUGGCGUACCACACGCGCCAGAUGCGCUCAGCGGACGAGGGCCAAACCGUCUUCUACACCUGCCCCCGCUGCCGGUUUCAGGAGAAGGAGGAUUCGUGAUGGGCGAUUUGCCCCCACCGGGAGUAUUUAUUUGCCCCCUCCCAGGCCCAGGGGCAUCGCCCUGACACCCCCCCACACACACAACUAUGGCGGAAGCGGCGGAGAGCGGCGGCUGCGGCACCGCCACCGUCACCGAGACCGGGGCCGCCGAGACG